Messenger RNA from Danio aesculapii, 5429 nucleotides. Its product is annotated as zinc finger protein 585A-like. Bases 57 to 1751 code for a protein of 564 amino acids. Gene Ontology annotation, molecular function: RNA polymerase II transcription regulatory region sequence-specific DNA binding; DNA-binding transcription factor activity, RNA polymerase II-specific. The record is from RefSeq and is a predicted model, not a curated record. NCBI's taxonomy places the organism in Eukaryota, Metazoa, Chordata, Actinopteri, Cypriniformes, Danionidae. Gene Ontology annotation, cellular component: nucleus. The transcript has 4 exons. Gene Ontology annotation, biological process: regulation of transcription by RNA polymerase II.
GAGACUUCAGAGCUGAGCUCUGCCACCAUCAGAGUUUAUUGAAGGACAGUGAGAAGAUGAGUGAUCCAGAACCCUGCAGAAUUAAACAGGAAGAGACUGAAGAACUAAUAGAUGUGGUGGUGAAGGAGGAGAGUGAAGAACUGAGUGAAGAUGAGGAGAAACAUCAUGUCAAAAGUGAAACUGAAACUCACACAAAUACCGAACAUAGUUUUUCAGUGGAAGCAACAGACGGGAAAGGUUUCACCUGCACUCAGUGUGGAAAGAGUUACCGGGACAAACACAUUCUCAAGCAUCACAUGAUGAUCCACACUGGAGAGAAACCUUACAAGUGUUCACACUGCGAGAAGGGGUUCAUUCGUUUAGGAAACCUGAAAACACACGAGAGAACCCACACUGGAGAGAGACCACACAAGUGUGAUCAGUGCGGCAAAACAUUUUUUAUUUCUUCAGAUCUGAAGAAACACGUUAGAGUUCACACAAACGAGAAGCCGUAUUCAUGCUCUGAGUGUGGAAAGAGUUUUACACAGACGUCAAAUUUAAAAGCACAUCAGAAGAUCCACACCGGUGUGAGAGAGUUUGUCUGUUCUGAGUGUGGGAAGAGUUUUAUUACAGCUGCGCACUUGAAGCUGCACCAGAUGAUUCACACUGGAGAGAAACCGUACAAGUGUUCACACUGCAACAGGAGAUUCAGUAUGUUACAAUCACUGAAAAUACAUGAGCGGAUUCACACUGGAGAGAGACCGUUCACAUGUACUCCGUGUGGGAAAGGUUUCACACAAUCAUCACACAUUAAUCAACACAUGAAGAUCCACACUGGAGAGAAAACACACAGAUGUGAACAGUGCGGCAAAACAUAUUUCAAUGCUUCAAAUCUGAAGAACCAUCUUAGAGUUCAUACAGAAACCUAUGUGGUGCUGAAGGAGGAGAGUGAAGAUGAGGAGAAACAUCAUGUCAAGAGUGAAAAUGAAACUCACACAAACACCGAACAUAGCCUUUCAGGGGAAGCAACAGACGUGAAAGGUUUCGCCUGCACUCAGUGUGGAAAGAGUUACAGUCAGAAAUCCGAUCUGAAGCGUCACUUGCUGAUCCACACUGGAGAGAAACCUUACAAGUGUUCACACUGCGACAAGAGAUUCAGUCGUUCAGGAUAUCUGAAAAUACACAUGCUGAUCCACACUGGAGAGAAAACACACAGAUGCGAUCAGUGCGGCAAAGCAUUUUUUAUUUCUGCAGAUCUGAAGAAACAUCUUCGAGUUCAUACAAAGGAGAAGCCGUAUUCAUGCGCUCAGUGUGGAAAGAGUUUUGCGCAGACGUCAAAUUUGAAGGCACAUCAGAGGAGCCACACUGGUGUGAGGGAUUUUGUCUGUUCUGAGUGUGGGAAGAGUUUUAUUACAGCUAAAAACUUGAAAAUCCACAUGAGGAUUCACACCGGAGAGAAACCGUACAAGUGUUCACACUGCGAGAAGAGAUUCAGUCUGUUAUAUACACUGAAGAAACAUGAGAGGCUUCACACUGGAGAGAAACCUUACGCAUGUUCAUACUGCAACAGGAGAUUCAAUCAAGCGUGUUCCCUUAAAUCUCACGAAUCAACUCACACUGGAGAGAGACCGUUCACAUGUACUCUGUGUGGGAAAGGUUUCACACAAUCAUCACACCUUAAUCAACACAUGAAGACUCACACUGGAGAGAAAAACACAAGUGUGAUCAAUGCGGCAAAAUUUCAGUGCUUCAAGUCUGAAGAAGCAUCUUAGAGCUCAUACGAAGAAGCUUUUUUUCAUGUUCAUGAUGUUUACACACAUCACGUCAUCCUGAAAACUCCUCUGUAUUCACAAACACCAGAUUUGUAUGUUAAUCAAAUAAAGUGCACACUCUCAAUCACAAUUAGCAUAAUUCAAACAUGUAAAUUACAGCUACACAAUCGCAUGUCCAGCAGUGCAGUGGAAUAUAUAAUUUUGUCUCCUCACACAAUUAAUUUAAGUGAAGAACGCACAUAAAUGGCCAGACUCCCUUACCUUACACCCCAUUCACAUGGGCCGUCAGCGCCAACGCUUCUCAUUGGCUGUUUCUCAAUAUGCGAUCUUCGUGUUUUCGUGUAACGUCAUCGACUUACAAAGUUCAAUUCCAAUUCCAAUACACAAGAACGCAAAUACAGAGGACGCGUGAAACUUCCCGAGGUGUGUUCUUGAUAUCGAGGAUGCAUGGAUGCUGACUUGAGCACCGAACUCGCUUUAGAAGUCCCAGAAGUCAUUGCGACUGGAAUUGGGAAGCGCAGCAUUUUAUAUAGGUUUAUUUUAUUUAUGAAAGUUCAGAGAUAUAACAUAUUUAUCUCAGGAGUUUCCCUAAAUGAAACGGUGAAAGUAAACAUUACCAUGAAAAUCUUAAUAAAAGAAUAAACAUUUAAUUACUUAAUUUAUUUGUUGAAAUUUGUAUUAAAAUCAGUUUUAUUUCUAUUGUGCAAUGUAUAUUUAUAAUGUUUUUAUGUAUAGUAUAUAUUUUGGAAGGGGGAAAAACAAAUCAUCGUAUGAAUGCUGUAAUGUUUAAAUAAUUUACCAUUUAAAACGCGAAGGUCAUGUGACCAUCAGGAAGAACGCAACAUCCCAAUUCUCAGACGACGCGUUCUCUGUUUACGUGGUCUCCAGAGAUUGUUGUUCUGAGGUGACUUGGCCAGACCGGUCUUCACAAGUACACAUAUCCGUUCUCUGCAUUCUUGGAGUUGAGAAACAGCCACUCUCUUUGAAUGGGUGACGUAACACGUUGCAGAACUGAAUUGUGGAUCCGUCGGCACUGCUUCAGUGGAGUUGCUUGCAGCAGAAGUUCAUAACGCCCCAUUCACAUAGGGCUUCAGCGUCAGCGCUUGACAGAGGGCGUGUCUGAAGUUGGGGCUGACGCGAUCGUCAUAGCAGCAUCAGCCAAUGAAAUUAGUCCACAAUUGGCAACUGUCUGAGCUUGGGUAUUUGCAUACAGCGAUCUGAUUGGCUGACGCUUCCGUAGGCUCUUGAAAAGUUGAGAAAGUCUCAAUUUCUGCAGUGAGCAAUACUACUCAAGCUGCGGUCACACUGGGCUUUUCUCCCGAUAUACUUCCAUUCAUACGCACGAGAAUGCGUCAGACCGGAAACGCAGGGUCAUGCGUUAAGUUUCGCAGUUUGCUGCGGUGCAAAGUUUAAGCUUGGUGAACUCUGACCUGCGAAAUCGCAUCACUUGACUGCGUGAGACCAAUCGAGGAUCAAAACAUGACCUUUCUGGACAGAAAUGUAAAAUGACCAAUCACUUGCGUUUUUUUAUGUCUAAUCUUGUUUAAUCCCGCCCCUUUUCGCAGCGGCGUACGACAGAAUUUUGCUCAAACUCUAGUGUGACCGCAGUUUUAAGCGGCGCCAACGGAUCCACAAUGCAGUUCGGCAACGCCUGACGUCACCCAUUCAAAUUCAAUGGAGAGCGUUGAAACUGUUUUCAAGCGCCAACGGAAGCGUCAGUCAAUUAGAUCGCUUUAUGCAAAUACCCCAGCUCAGACAGUAGCCAAUUGCAAACUAAUUUCAUUAGCUGACGCUGCUAUGAUGAUCAUCUCAGAUUCAACCUCAGACACACCCUCGAUCAAGCAUUGACGCUGAAGGGGCUUCGGCAUCAAUGCUUGAUGGAGGGCUUAAGUUGGGGCUGACGCAAUCACCAUAGUAGCGUCAGCCAAUGAAAUUAGUCUUCAUUUGCAUACAGCAAUCUGUUUGGCUGAUGCUUCCGUCAGUGCUUGAAAAGUUGAAAAAGUCCCAACUUCAGCAGCAAGCAACACCACUGAAGCAGCGCUGAUGGAUCCACAAUGCAGUUCGGCAACGUCUGACGUCACAUAUUCAAAGUGAAUGGGAAGCGUUGACGCUGACGCCCCGUGUGAAUGGGGCAUGUCAUCCUCGCCUUGAAGAAUUCCUCCCAUCCACCCCUACUCCUCCCCCUCUUUUCCUAGACUAACCAGGACAGGGAGGCACGGCGACUCAGUUAGCACAGUGGUCACUGGUUCAAGUUUCAGCUGGGUCAGUUGGCGUUUCUGUGUGGAGUUUGCAUGUUCUCCCCAUGUUGGCGUGGGUUUACUCUGGUACUCUGGUUUCCCUCUCAGUCCAAAGACAUGCAGUAUAAAUUAAUUGAGUAAUCCAAAUUGGCACCGUAUAUAAGUGUUUUAGUACUGGACAAUAAUUAACAAUUAAUAAUAUUGUGGCUCAAAAAGGUAUAUAGAUAAUUGUUUUUGGGUCUGUAGAGAGUGUGUGGGUGUAUAUACAAAGUGCCUUUAAGGCAAGUCAUUUCACUCGGCGGCCAUUUUUGAAAUGCCGCUUUGGUAUUCUGUUUGAAUGGGGAAACAUCAAAUUCUCUGAAACUACUUGCCAGGGUUAUGAUUACAUCACAUAUUUUGAAUAACUAUUAAAAUUGGUUCGCUGAUUGGCUCCUGUACUAGAGGGUGGGCAAUAUUCGCUAUAAAUUGAUCGCUGAUUGGCUCAUGUACUUGAAGGCGGGGCUUUAUUUGCCAUAUUGACAGUUACUCCUUUCCCCAAUCAAACGAGUGACAUGUCACGUGUAUUCUAUAGUCUUUGGUAUAAAGUAAUGCCUUUUGUUAAGUUUAUUCCUUUGUCUGUGUUUUUAAACUACAUUUGGAUUUUUAUUUGGUUUGCACAUGUACUUGGAGUUUGCAUGUUCUCCCCGCAUUUGCGUGGGUUUCCUCCGGGUGCUCCAGUUUCCCCCACAGUCCAGAGACAUGCGGUAGAGGUGAAUUGGGUAGGCUAAAUUGUCCAUAGUGUAGGAGUGUGAAUGAGAGUGUAUGGGUGUUUCCCAGUGAUGGGUUGCAGCUGGAAGGGCAUCCGCUGCAUAAAACAUGCUGGAUUAGUUGGUGGUUUAGUUCGCUGUGGUGACCCCAGAUUAAUAAAGGGACUAAGCAGAAAAGAAAAUGAAUGAAUGAAUGAAUGAAAGCAUUUUAAGAGGAAUUUAUUAAAUGAAUUAAAACCACAAUAUUUUAUUUAUCAGAAAUAAAAUUUAUAACAUUGCACUGAAUUCAUUAUUUUUUGUGUGCCACCCCAAGAUUUGCCGUAGCCUCAUCUGGCCACCCCUAAGAAAAUUUUCUGAGGGCGCCACAAGCUCUUGAGGCCUACCUGAGCUCAGACCCCCCCACCCCCUUCUCUUCUGAUGAAACAGGAGGGAAUGCCGGUCAAAUAUGCUUUAUUAUCAAUAAUCAACUAAGUGUGUGAACUCUAAAAGAUUCAUACAAACAUCUGUUAUUAAUUCUGUUAAUAUAAAUUUUUCAACGUGGACAAAUUGUGUAAACUGUUAUUUUAAAUUUUUAUUCUUCAAUUUUGUUAAAAGCAUUUGUUUCCAGAUUGUAGUCAGGAAAAGAUCAUUUUAGACUUGUUAAAUUUAUCUCUUGCUGUUCACAAGUUGCCUAAUAAACAGUAAUGUCUUCUCGG